GUACCUGAAAGCAACAGGAGGAUCGGGACCAAUUUCGAGCUCAAGAGCGGGACCGGGAUCAGUUUGAGGAUGUCUGGAGUGGAGGAUCGCGAGGAGGCUGACUGCGUGUGCUCCUUCGGCAUGAAGGCCACUUGGGACAUCAACGACCCCAAACUCCCGCAGGACACAAAGCAGUUUGACGCCUUCCAAGAGUGGACGGAUGGCUACGUGCGUUACAUCUACAGCGCCGAGGACAAGAACGCGCAACGCCACCUGUCGGGCUGGGCCAUGAGGAACACCAACAACCACAACUGCCAGAUCCUGAAGAAGUCGUGCUUGGGCGUGGUGGUUUGCGCUCGAGGUUGUGCGCUGACCGACGGUUCCCGACUUCAACUGCGGCCCGCCAUCUGCGAUAAGGCGCGGCAGAAGCAGCAAAAGAAACUUUGUCCCAGUUGCAGCGGCGCUCUGGAGCUUCUCCCAUGUCGAGGGCACAGUGGGUACCCCGUCACCAACUUCUGGAGGGUGGAUGGAAAAGCCAUCUUCUUUCAGGCCAAAGGGGUUCACGACCACCCUAGACCAGAGUCCAAGUCCGAGACAGAGGCCAGAAGAAGUUCGGUAAAAAGACGAGUAAGCUCGCCGCCGUUUGCACCAAAAAGACGUCUCGUGGAGUCCCAGGCUCUCGGCCCUGCCCUUCUUUCCUGCGUGGAGUCUGCAGACCGGAUCUCCUUUAUUGAGCCGAGCUUCCCUCAGCAUUACCCGGCAUUCCAAAGUACGGAUCCGUACUACAACCACCACCACCACCAUCACCACAAUGCGCUGGGAGAGACUUCGGCCAGCCUGCAAAAGACAGCCAGUCCCAGACUCUACGUGGGUCGAAGCGGCUACGAGUUCCAAGGCUACCUGACCUCACCGUCUUAUCCAGUCACCUCAGAACUCUGCGAUCCGAGGGUGGCUCCGGUUCUCAGUGGUCCCGCGUCCUCGGCGUCCGCUCCCAUCUCCACGUCCUCCUCAUCCUUCGAUCCGCCGCUGCCAAAAGCGGGCUGGAAGGAUCUCCUGAAGACUUCCACUCCCUACGGCGACAACCCCCAUUAUUACAGUUCGGACUAUCCGUGCCGCUACCCAGGAAACCCCCCGGCUUCUCCGGCAGCACUGCAGACCAUCAUCACCACCACGACCAAAGUGUCGUAUCAACCGUGUCCGAAGGGCGCCGCCUACCAGUCAUGCCCCAAAGUUCAGUCCGGGCUCCCCGGCUGCUCGUCCCUGCCGGACGAGUCGUCGUCAGCGUACUCGGCCCAAGUCAAGGUGACGGACGAGUCGGGCGGAGUCAUCAAGUCUCUUUCAUUUCAGCCUGAAGUGGUGCAGACCAAAACGGAGCGGGCCGACGCCUACGACUAUCGCUACGGCUACGGCAACACGUUCCGCUACGACGACUACUGAUCUCGCUAACCUCCCGUGGCGACUCAGAUGGCGAUGGCAAGCUUUGGGGAAGUCACAUUUGCUUUUGAGCUCCCCGCAGAACAACAUGAACAAAGUCAAGCAAAACAUUUCAUCCUGGGGACAAAAGUGUAGCCAGAAUAUUUUUGCUCUUCAGACUCAUCAGAUGGAUUUCCAAUGUCUUGAGUGAAUUGAUCAACCACUUACUUUCAUUUCCUGUGAGCGGCAAGCCUGUCAAUCAUCAAAGACAUGUCAAGCCUCA
Molecule: messenger RNA, 1675 nt
Organism: Syngnathus typhle (broad-nosed pipefish)
Lineage: Eukaryota; Metazoa; Chordata; Actinopteri; Syngnathiformes; Syngnathidae
Gene: gcm2
Product: glial cells missing transcription factor 2
Exons: 8
Coding region: 70-1416 (448 amino acids)
Biological process (GO): gliogenesis; regulation of transcription by RNA polymerase II
Cellular component (GO): nucleus
Molecular function (GO): RNA polymerase II cis-regulatory region sequence-specific DNA binding; DNA-binding transcription activator activity, RNA polymerase II-specific
Source: RefSeq, a predicted model, not a curated record